Messenger RNA from Lagopus leucura (white-tailed ptarmigan), 2753 nucleotides. It is a transcript of the gene DDX5, whose product is annotated as DEAD-box helicase 5. Bases 107 to 1918 code for a protein of 603 amino acids. Gene Ontology annotation, cellular component: nucleus; cytoplasm; ribonucleoprotein complex. NCBI's taxonomy places the organism in Eukaryota, Metazoa, Chordata, Aves, Galliformes, Phasianidae. The transcript is spliced from 13 exons. The record is from RefSeq and is a predicted model, not a curated record. Gene Ontology annotation, biological process: alternative mRNA splicing, via spliceosome. Gene Ontology annotation, molecular function: RNA binding; RNA helicase activity; ATP binding.
GAGGCGCUCUACAUUCAGUGGCCCCCACCGACGGCGCCGGAUCGCGUCGUACCCUCUGUCAUCUUCUUUAGCGAUCGGGACCGCCUCGCCCACCGCCACCAUCGCCAUGCCCGGGUAUUCCAGCGACAGGGAUAGAGGGUUUGGAGCCCCUCGUUUUGGAGGAAGUAGAGCCGGUCCACUUUCUGGGAAAAAAUUUGGAAACCCUGGGGAAAAGCUUACCAAAAAGAAAUGGAAUUUGGAUGAACUGCCCAAAUUUGAAAAGAACUUCUAUCAAGAACAUCCUGAUGUAGUUAGACGUACUGCGCAAGAGGUUGAGCAGUACAGGUCAAGCAAAGAAGUCACAGUUAGGGGCCAUAACUGUCCAAAACCAAUAAUAAACUUCUAUGAAGCUAACUUUCCUGCAAAUGUUAUGGAAGUGAUUCAGAGGCAGAACUUCACUGAGCCUACUGCAAUUCAAGCACAAGGAUGGCCAGUUGCCUUGAGUGGAUUGGAUAUGGUUGGAGUUGCACAGACUGGAUCAGGGAAAACACUGUCUUACUUGUUGCCUGCUAUUGUGCAUAUAAAUCAUCAGCCAUUCCUGGAGAGAGGAGAUGGACCUAUUUGUCUUGUGCUGGCACCAACUCGUGAACUGGCUCAGCAAGUGCAGCAGGUAGCUGCUGAAUAUAGCAGAGCGUGUCGCUUGAAGUCUACAUGUAUUUAUGGAGGUGCUCCAAAGGGACCACAAAUUCGUGAUUUAGAAAGAGGUGUGGAAAUUUGCAUUGCAACACCUGGAAGACUUAUAGACUUCUUAGAAGCUGGAAAGACCAAUCUCAGGAGGUGCACUUACCUUGUCCUUGAUGAAGCUGACAGGAUGCUUGACAUGGGAUUUGAACCUCAAAUCAGAAAGAUUGUGGAUCAGAUAAGACCUGACAGGCAAACUCUGAUGUGGAGUGCCACGUGGCCAAAGGAAGUUAGGCAGCUGGCUGAAGACUUCUUAAAAGAAUAUGUACACAUCAACAUUGGUGCAUUAGAACUGAGUGCAAAUCACAACAUCCUUCAGAUUGUUGAUGUGUGUCAUGAUGUAGAGAAGGAUGACAAGCUUAUUCGUUUGAUGGAAGAAAUCAUGAGUGAGAAGGAAAACAAGACAAUUGUUUUUGUAGAAACCAAAAGACGGUGUGAUGACCUUACCAGGAAAAUGAGGAGAGAUGGGUGGCCAGCAAUGGGUAUUCAUGGUGAUAAAAGCCAGCAGGAGCGCGACUGGGUUCUAAAUGAAUUCAAACAUGGAAAAGCACCAAUCCUGAUUGCUACAGAUGUUGCAUCCAGAGGUCUAGAUGUGGAAGAUGUGAAAUUUGUCAUCAAUUAUGACUACCCUAACUCCUCAGAGGACUAUAUCCACCGAAUUGGACGAACUGCCCGCAGUACCAAAACAGGCACAGCAUAUACAUUCUUUACUCCUAACAAUAUUAAGCAAGUAAAUGACCUCAUCUCUGUGCUUCGGGAGGCUAAUCAAGCCAUCAACCCUAAAUUGCUUCAGUUGAUUGAAGACAGAGGUUCAGGUCGUUCCCGAGGUGACCGACGUGACAGAUACUCUGCGGGCAAAAGGGGUGGAUUUAGUAGCUUUAGAGAGAGGGAGAACUUUGAGAGAACUUAUGGUGCACUAGGGAAGAGAGACUUUGGAGCCAAAGCUCAAAAUGGGGCCUACAGUACCCAGAGUUUCAGUAAUGGAACUCCUUUUGGAAAUGGCUUUGCAGCUGCAGGCAUGCAAGCUGGCUUCAGGGCUGGUAACCCUGCAGGAGCUUACCAGAAUGGCUAUGAUCAGCAGUAUGGAAGUAACAUUGCAAAUAUGCACAAUGGCAUGAACCAACAGCAGUAUGCAUAUCCUGCCACUGGUGCUGCUCCUAUGAUAGGUUACCCAAUGCCAGCGAGUUAUUCUCAAUAACUUAGUGUAUUUAAAUGUCUCAGUUUUUCAUAAUUGCUCUUUAUAUUGUGUGUUAUCUCAGAACAGGAUAGUUAUUUAAAGAAAUGGGAAACGCAGAAAUGACUGCAGUGCAGCAGUAAUUAUGGUGCACUUUUUCGCUAUUUAAGUUGAAUAUUUCUCUACAUUCCUGAAACAAUUUUUAGUUUUUUGUACUAGAAAAUGCAGACAGUGUUUUCAAAGUAAAUGUACAGUGAUUUGAAAUACAGUAACAGAAGGCAGUGCAUGGCCUUCCAAUAAAGAUAUUUGAAGACCGAAUUUUCUUUCAGAUGGCAAUUUUCUCAACAUGUGCACAACUUUACACUAAUGGAAUGUCAAAUGUUUUUAUAUUCUAGAAAGGUUUCUCAACUGUGUCUGAUUAAACAUUUAAGCUUAUAUUAAAAAAAAAAAAAACAGCCUUGCCUUGAUUGGGCUAGAUUGCUUAGCAUGGCAGGCUCUAUUUGGUGGGGAAGAGAACAAAAGCUGGUGUCUAAAUAGCAGUUGGAAAUGGUCUUCUUCCUUGUCUGGUUAGCAUAGGGCCAGUUUGUUUUUUUUUUUUAUUUUGGUAAAGAUUCAUUGGAGUAAUGGUAUAGCUGAAAAUCUUGCUAACCAAAGCUCUGCUGAAGUGGUGUUGCUAAUGAGCUUCUGCUACAAGUGUAGGAAGCUUUUUUGCAGCACCAUAACUGUUGCAUAUGUGCAGACUAGGCUUGAGUGUAAUGUGUCUACAGCUGUCAGGCCUUGUGAGUUAGCAUGCAGGCUUACUAUGAGCUUCAGAGAAAUGGGAAGAUCUUUAGUAUUAAACCUUCAAAUUAUACUUAAA